Symsagittifera roscoffensis is the source of this 1551-nucleotide messenger RNA. RefSeq lists its product as uncharacterized. The coding region runs from base 259 to 1443 and encodes 394 amino acids. The record is from RefSeq and is a predicted model, not a curated record. Gene Ontology annotation, molecular function: alcohol dehydrogenase (NAD+) activity; metal ion binding. The transcript has 3 exons. Lineage: Eukaryota; Metazoa; Xenacoelomorpha; Acoela; Convolutidae.
GAGUUCGAGAAACUUAGAUUGACCGCUCUGUAAGAUAAAUCUGAAGAAAAUAAUUGGUUCAAUCUCAUUAUGUAAAUUUGUGUUGUUAAGCUCACAAUCUUCGACCGGCUAAAAGUUAGUACAAGACAAGUACACGUUUUUUCGAAGCUAUUUGAAAAACUCUUUUACGAAAAAAAAGAUGUUUUAACAAAACAAAGAGUUCCACCCCGAUUGUAUGUGAAAUUUCAAUUCAGCUCCUUUAUUUAUCUUCACUUCAAAAUGUCACCUGGGAAAAUGGCCAAACGAAUGACAACUUGUCAAAAAGUAGUUUACGACAAAAACUACAUCGAAUCUAUUUUAGAGGAAAUCGGAGACAGAAAAGUGUUCAUCUUGGCAUCCAAAAGCCUGGACAAAAACUCUGACAUCGUUUCUAGCUUAGUGGAGAAAUUGGAACAAACGGACAAAUUUGGUGGUCUUUUCAUGGAAAUUGAGCAACAUACGACUGACAGGUCAUGUAUUCGUGCAGCGAAUCUCAUCAAAGAAAGUAAAUGCAAGUGUGUUGUAACACUGGGAGGUGGCUCUAUAACUGACGCCGCCAAAGCGAUUCGGCUCUGUAUAACUUACAACAUCCAAGACUCAUCGGGGUUUCAAAGAUUUCACAGAGAUUCGAAUUUGUUCAGCCUAGUUUCGGCAGAUUUUGACUCGGAUUUGUUGGUGAUUAAUGUACCUACCACCCUUUCGGCGGGGGAGUUUUCGCUCAUAGCCGGUGUAAAAGACACACAGAAAGGCCUCAAGUUUGGGUACCUGCAUGAUAAACUGGUGGCAGAUGUGGUCAUAUUGGACCCUUCGGUCACACUCUACACUCCAGAGUAUCUCUGGAUCUCGUCUGGAGUGAGGGCUAUAGACCACAGUAUUGAGACCAUAUGCUCGCCCAUGAGCAAUAUAUUAGCCGACACUGUCUGCAAAAAGAGCCUCAAGCUACUGCUGGAAAACUUGAAGAAAUCUACCGCUACCGACUCUUCGGGAAUCGAAGCCAGACGCAACUGCUUGUUAGGCGCUUGGCUCUCAAUUACUGGCCUCACUCAAAGUGUUCCGCUGGGGGGAAGUCACGGAAUUGGGCACAUAUUGGGCGCUUAUGGGAUUAUACACGGCCAUACAUCAUGCAUCAUGGCCCCACAUAUCAUCAAAUACAACUGGGAUGCAAUGACACCAUCAAUGAAAGCGGACCUCGGAGACGUUUUCAGUGGAGAGCAACUUCCAUACAACGCUCUGUUCGAGUUUAUAAAAGAUUUGAAAAUGCCGCAAACUUUAGAAGAGGUGAGUAUCAAAAAAGAAGACAUUGCUAGUAUGGCUCAACAAGCGACUCAUGAUGAUUUCACACAGGCAAAUUUGCGUCCAUUGACUGCAGCAAAAAUAGAAGAAAUUCUGUCAAAUAUCUACUCAAACGCUGAAUCGGCGUUGUAAAUUUGGACCAGUUUCAGAAUCUUUCAUGGUCGUUGUUCAAACUCCAGAGCAUUAUAGUGUAUCAUUAGGUAUAAUAACCAGAAAAUUCGAAUUUUGUAAUUUAAUCAC